Molecule: messenger RNA, 4265 nt
Organism: Prorocentrum cordatum
Lineage: Eukaryota; Dinophyceae; Prorocentrales; Prorocentraceae
Source: the annotation of a GenBank genome assembly
GGCCGCGCCCCGAUGGCGUGGCGGGCCGUGGCCCGCGCCCUGCUGGCCGCGGCGGCCGCGCCCGCGGCGGCGGCCUCCGACUGCGAGUGCCCCUCCACCCCGGCUCCGGCCGCGAGCGGGUACGACUGCUCGCUGCCCGGGCUGGACGUCUUCGCGCCGGGUGGGGGGCGGGCGGGGCUGACGGUCAACUACCUGUCCUCCGUGACGGACACCAGCUCGCCCCAGUUCCGCGACAGGGCCCGCGAGUUCGAGGAAUGCACGGGGGCUCGGAUCGUGUUCUCCGAAGCCGCGAACGUGUUCGAGGAUCCCAUCGCCGAUGUGGGCACGAAGACUGCCACGGGCUUGGAGUUGUACGACGGCUACCUCAUGAGCUAUUCGCAUUUCCCUGAGGCCAGCGCUCUGGGCCUCGCCGAGACGCUCAAUGACCGCAUCGCCGCCUCCGCCGAGCGCCUUCGGUGGGUGGACUUCUUCCCGCAGGUUCAGAAGAUGGGCAUGUACCGCCGAGACGGCGGAGACGACAUCGAUUUCCUGAUGUUCGAUGGUGACUUCUUCGUGCCACUCGUCAGGAUCGACAUUCUCGAGAGGGAGGGCCUCCCACUGCCAAACACGUGGGAAGAGGCAGUGUCGCAGGCUAAGCGCUUCCACGACACCGAUUUGAACGGCGACGGCGUGAACGACUUCGGAUUCUGCCAUUUCCCUCGGGUCGGCGCAGGAACAUGGGACUGGUGGAUCGCAGAGCUUGUGUAUUCAACCUGGGCGACCAUGGCUCAGGAUCUCAAGCGCGGCUUCUACUUCGACGUGGAGACGUUCGAGCCUCUGCUGGACAACCCGGCGUUCAGAGAGGCGGCCGCCAUCUGGAAAGAGUUGUGGAACAUUGGAGAGGGCGAUUGUGGAGCAUUGAUGAGCGAGGGUCGUUGCUUCCUCGGCUACGCGCCUCCAGGUUGCUGGAAGGGCGUAUUCCUCAACGGCGUGUCGCGCAAGGACAACGGCACGGUCGUCUGGCAGCCGACGAUGACUGAUGGCAGCUACGCUGCCCCUUAUCGCCAGCUUCCUUUCGGCUCCCUGAAGGUGCUGAAUGACGAGGGCCAGCUGCAAACCUGCACGGAGGACAUCUGCCCAGGCGCGGUGCCAGUGCGAUCCCACGGCCAUGUCGACGCCACCGAUGACGACAGGGCCAGUGUGUUGGUGCCGUCUCCUCACGCUGGAGAGCUGAUCAAUCGCGCUCCAUUCUACUGGAGUGGAGGUUUCGGGACGAUGAUCCGGAAAAGCGCCGACCCCGUUGUCAAGGAUGCCAUUUGGGAUUUCUUUGUGUACAUCAACUCUCCGGAGACUUCGGUCAUCGACGUGGCCACUCGUGCGAGCUGGAUCGACUCGUGGCGGAUGUCGCAGCUGACCGCGGAGGGGAAGAAUUUCGUGGAGGACAGCACGUGGCCGAGGGACGCCUACGACGAGCACCGCAGUGUGAUGCACAAGUCGCUUGACGGAAGUGCCAACGGCGCGCUCAACCUGCGGAUCCCCGGCAUCAAAGAGUACAGCUACGAUGUCAUGGGCACCGCACUGAGGGAGUAUUGGGCCGGCACGAAGAGCGCAGAGGAGCUUGUGGUGCAGGUGACGGAGGGCUGGAAAUCGACUUCCGAGGACCGCGGCAUCAUCGACCAGCUUCAGACGUACCGGGCCACGCUGGGGCUCGAGCAAAUCAGCGAGUACGACUUGUGCCAGAGGUUCCGCUCCACCAUGGACUCGACCGACCCGCGCACGUGCCGCCAGUACGACCCCCCCGAGAACGAGGAUAACACUCUUGAGAUCGUCAUGUACGCAGUGGGCGCGGUCAUCGGAGUAGGACUGGUGCUGGCCAUGACCGCGUGGGUCGCGCGCACGUUCAUCCAGAAGAGGCGCCUGCAGAGGCAGGAGGAGGAACGCCAGCUCCAUAUGAUCGAGGACGGGAUGAGCGCGAUGCGCGUGCUGCGGUUUCCCAUGGCGGUGCUUCAGAUGGGGGCGUUCAUGGACAUGGGCUCGUUCAUACCCCACGAGGAGAUCCGUCAGAAUCAGGGCUCCAUGCUCGCAUGGCUGGACACUCCAGAAGACAUCGACGAGUUCGUGGAGCAUAAUUUCAUCAUAUUCCUCUCGCACCAGUGGCUGUCAUGGACGACGCCCGACCCCGAUAAUUUGCAGUACGAGUGUGCCAAGUCAGCGGUCGCCGACUGCGCGCUCCAAAAGGAGUGGGACCAGGGAAAGGUGCACGUCUGGCUCGACGUCUGCUCCAUUCCCCAGAAGAACAAGUCGCAGCAAUCGAGUGCUAUCUCGAGCCUGCCCAUCUAUGCCUCCAGCGCCCACGCCUUCAUCGUGAUCGCGCCAGAGGCGGUGCACAAGGACCUGUGUCAGAUCUGCAGCCUGGAGACCUACCAGAAUCGUGCCUGGUGCCGCGCGGAGUUGCUGUCGCACUCCCUGACACACGGCGUUGGCGACAUGUACCUGGCGAACUCGCAGAACAAGAUCGAGCCGGUGCGACUCGGGAGCGCGAUGAUGAACGAAGCUAUCUACGUGUUCGAAGGUGAGCUCUCGUGCUGUCGCAUGAAUCACGAGGGACUUAAGUGCUGCGACCGUGAGCGGCUCAUGGUGCCGUUCCUGGGCCUGUAUGGUCUGCAGCACGUCCUGAAGACGAAGGGGUCGAUGGACGAGCAGAUGCAAAUGAAAGACUUCCUCGCGGCCAUCGACAAACAGGAGUCCCGUGUCUUCCCAUCAGACAUCGAAGUCACUGUAAAGGAUACGAAGACUGGCAAGAAGAAGACGGAGAGGCGGGUUCUUUUCAAGGGCCUUCUCGACAGGAUGAAGUAUCAUGCUGACCAUAUGAAUAUCGAUGACCUCCAAAAGUUUGGAUUCAAAGCAGUGGUCCAACACGAGGGUUCUGAUGCUGAUGGAAGUUCCAAGGCUAAGUUGGUCGUCACACGAACCAGGACAACCGCGAGCAUAGCGAGCAUGACACCACACCUCAGCGUCCCUUCCGAGUCCAGCUUGAAAAACGCGAUGCAUGCAGCAGAGUCGGUCUAAGCAUCACUACUUAGAUCCACACCUCUAUGUUUCAAGGUCGCCGGCCCGACGACAGCACCGACCUUCUUUUUGGGAGCUACAGAGGUAAGCGAAGCGACGUCGUUGUAGUUGAUCCGCCGGCAGGAGCUCUCUGCCUAAGACGCUGCUGGCGAAUAACCUUGUGAGGUGAUCAGGGCCAGUACAAUUACACGCGGCUGGGCCAGGAGAGAGUGAGCAACUAUUUAUCUUGGCGGAGGGCCCAACCAUAUGAAACUGCGGGCACCGCGAGGAAAGCGAGCCUUCAUGAGCCUCCAAAGCCCAGCAAGUGGACGGAAGGCCCACAACGUUUUUUGAUGGACCGUGUUCUGGAGACCCAUAACGCGUUGGGCUUUGUUUUCUCCCGCGGCCGCUUUGCGCGCUUGCGUGCAAGGCACAUGCCGCUCCCCUACGGAGAACGAGGCCUCGAACGCGCUGGGCUCCCUCUUCUGCAGGGCACGGCCGCCCUGCUGUGUCUUGAUGGCUCUCCCCCUGUCGCUUGCGAUGGGCGCCAGAGGACGGUGAACGUUUGUGCCUCCUCUCCGUCGUAGCGCUCGCUGCCCGGGCCAGCCCUCCCCCCGCGCGGGGAACGCUGACGAUCCUGCCGCGGGGGCGGGGGGGGCCCUGCCCCCCCCCCCUCUGCAUGCUCGGAGCGGACCCCCCGGAGGUAGGGUGCUGUGCUCGCAGGCAUGGCGUGGUCUGAACGGCGCGCGCUGGUGCUCACUGGCGUGUUGUGGCACUCGCGGUCGUCGAUCGCGUCUGCAAUCGAGGCGUCCCCGUUGUGUUCUCCUGCGUGGUCCAGCUACUCCAGCAGCAGACGUCGUUUCUCUGCCGUCCCGGGAGCACCGACGCACAGAAGCUGCGGCCGGCUUGCCCCUAAUCUUCUCGUGUUGUGCCUCGACCUGGGUCAGGAGCCUCCGCCCCACAGGUCUGGAGACAAUAUUGUAACCGCGCUCUUUGGCCUCUGUAAACGUGGGCCACUGUUGGGUGUUAGCCGAAUCUACUGAAGGAAUGCUGAGACGUCGCACUUGCGCCUGAUACUCGGAAGGGCUCCGUGGCCAUCGGGAGUUGGGCACGACGUGCACCCAGCGUUUCACGCCCCCCCACACCGCAUCAAAAUUCUAAGAGAGCUGUAAGCUGCAUGCGCCUGGAUGACAAAGCUGCACGCACCUGGGCCGCAAGCGAAGGGGAACGCGUGGGGG